Molecule: messenger RNA, 2892 nt
Organism: Gopherus evgoodei (Goodes thornscrub tortoise)
Lineage: Eukaryota; Metazoa; Chordata; Testudines; Testudinidae
Gene: ZDHHC23
Product: zinc finger DHHC-type containing 23
Exons: 4
Coding region: 335-1588 (417 amino acids)
Biological process (GO): protein targeting to membrane; peptidyl-L-cysteine S-palmitoylation
Cellular component (GO): Golgi apparatus; endoplasmic reticulum
Molecular function (GO): protein-cysteine S-palmitoyltransferase activity
Source: RefSeq, a predicted model, not a curated record
GCUGGGGCAGGACGGGCUGAGCAGCUGGGACCCCACGUUCUCCCUCCGACGGGCUGGCCCGAGCCAGAGCAGCGGGGCCCCGGGGCUAAGCCGGGGGGCAGAUGAGUUGCCCCUGAAGCCUCUUUUCAACUCGCGUCUUGCUUCUGUGUCAGAACUAGCCGGCUGCUGACUUCGGCCGGACCCCAGCAAGCAGCGCUGGGCUAGCGGGGUCCCUGGGCCCUUCCGCGCUACAGUCACCGUCUCAUGCUGGCCAGAGCAAGCGGGAGCCACGGUUGCCUGAGGAAUCAGCAGUAGGAAACGUGGGAAAAGGAGGCAGAAGGUCGAAGGGUCUGAGAUGGAGGAGCCGCUCUGCUGCUGCGAGUACAUUGACCGGAAGGGGGAAAAGAACCAUCUAGUGGCCUGUUGCUGUGACUGCGAGGACCUCGAUGAGGGCUGUGAAAGGUGGCUGACGUGCAGAUCUUUGCCCCCAGGGACUUUAGAGAGAAUUGCAGACACCAUCUUGGAUCGCUUCCGCAUCCCUUGGCUUAAGGGGGCCAUAAAGAUCAAUAUCACCCUGCUCCCGCCACUCAUCCUGCUGCCAGUCUUCCUCCACGUAGCAGCUCUGCACUUCCUUUUGGCACUUGUUAUCCUGACAUCCCUUCCUGUGUUGGUGCUGUGGUACUACUACCUCACACACAGGAGGAAGGGACGGACUCUCUUCUUUUUGAGCCUGGGGCUGUUCUCUCUGGGGUACAUGUAUUAUGUGUUCCUCCAGGAAGUGGUUCCGCGAGGCCAUGUGGGGUACACUCAGGUGGUUAUUCUCACAUGUGGGCUAAUUCUCAUGCUUGUGGCCCUCUCUCAAGCCAAGAGAGACCCUGGCUACCUUGCCAGCCAAAUGAGCAAUGACAAGUCACCAUGCCAAGGCAGCAAUGUCUUGCCAAACAGGAAAGUCCUGGGGAGCUCCAAUGGGCUUCACGGAGUGGCUAUGUCUGGCAUUGCCAGCUGUCAUACUAAGAACGAUGAUGCCAAGGGCUAUUCCAGAAUGUUGGCCGAGGGACUAGACAGAGCAAAGGAGGACUGGUGCACCAAAUGUCAGCUGAUUAGGCCACCUCGGGCUGGACAUUGCCGGUUGUGUGGCAUAUGUGUAAGGAGACUGGACCAUCACUGUGUCUGGAUUAACAGCUGCGUAGGGGAGCGGAACCACCGAGCCUUUAUCCUUGCGCUGUCACUCUUCCUGCUUACCUCCGUUUAUGGAAUUACACUGACCCUGGACACCAUCUGUAGGGGCCAAAAUAUGUUCAUAGCGCUGUUCUACUGCCCAGGGACCUAUGCAGACUACAGCUCUGCUCUGUCAUUCACGUGUGUGUGGUACUGUGCGAUCAUAACGGCCGGGAUGGGCUACAUCCUCCUCAUCCAGCUAUUGAACAUCAGCUAUAACGUGACUGAGAGGGAAGCUCGGCUGGCUCUGCGAGAGGACACCGGGCGCAGGCUUCUGGGCGGGAUUGUGGUAGACACGGGCAAGUAUAACCGGGGCUUCCUCUACAACUGGGGCCAGUUCUUGACCCUGGGGUCACCCACUCCUCAGCGCUCUGCUGAAGACAUUGUGUGAAUCCCUUUUCCCACUGAUCACAGUGAUGUUCUGUGGAAGUGAAUGGCUCCUCCCACAGGGAUCCCACUGCCAUUCCUUACUGAUUUGGAGGCUGGGCCCAUCUCAUCAUUGGUGUCUUAAGAGGCAUUAAAGUAGAGAGCUCUUGUACACCAGAGGUCAAAAGUAGGGUGCAGAAUGAAUUAAGCCAUAGGCACCAACCUGGAGAGACAAAGUCACACUCCUCCCCCACCUGCCUCCACACAGAGAAAUUAUGCAUAAUUCAGCAAGAUUAACAACAAGCACAAGACUUUGAGAAUGUGGGUACUCCACGUCUGGAUUUCAGAGCCAAGAUAAUCAAAUGCCAGGCUUCAGGCCUCAGCUGGACGCUGCAGGGGACAGGACAGACUCCCCACUCUUACCCACAUGCGACAUUUCACAAAUGAUGUGAUGCCUUGUGCUGAUGAGGCGAACUAUGUGUACCAAGAGCAGACCAUUCCAAGAGACAGGAUUGCAAUCAUAAUGGACCAAGGGGAAGAUAUUUAAAACGGGCUUUGUCUCUGUGGUAGCUUCAAGAACCAACUAAGACCUCUCUUCUGUCUUGUGGGCAUAUUUUUCAAUCUUUCAUUCCAUCCCAUCCAUAAAGCUGCCUCAGCUGUUAGUGCUUCUCUUAAGUGCCUUUGUGAGCAGUACAUCUAUAGGGCUGUUUGAGGUCCUGUCCUUGCUUAGCCCCCUCCCCCCCCAAGGGACUAUUCCAUCUAUGUGUGAGAGGGGAGGACUGGUCCCUCCUCUGUGUGCCAGUGAUUUCUUCCCUUUGCUUCUCUGAGUUGAUCCAAGGGCUUGACUCCCUUGAAUAUUUUUGUUCCAUUAGCAAUUGCUAGCACCACACAGCUGGUAAACAUUUUCCAAGUAAGAAAGAUGUAAGUUCCCAAGUAGCUGUUACUCAUUCUGGGGCAGUGGUCCAGGUGGGAUGUAAAUAGACCCUUGUCUGAGGCUGCUAUUGGCUUGUGAUUUCCCCUCCCUGUGAUGAGAGAGGAAUAAUAAUACUCCUGGGAGAUGGCUCACAGCUGAAGUACAGCUGCCAGGAUCCCCUUUCCCCCAAUCUCUGAGAAUGUGCUCUACCCCCAGUAGACAUGUCUCUCAAAGGAACUGGAAAGGCAAGAUUCAACUCAGAGGCCUGGGAAUGAGGGGAGGGUUUGUAGGCCUCACAGAAGACUGCUGAAUGAAAAUGUUGGUUGCAGUGUUGUAUAGUCAGGAUAUUAGAGACAAGGUGAGUUAGGUAAUAUCUUGUAUUGGAUCAUCUCUUUUGGUGAGAGAGACAAGCUUUC